AUGGAGGAGGACCAGGAAGAGGACCACGAUGACAACGACAAGGAAGACGAGGAGGACCUGGUGCUGGUGAAAGUGGAGCAGGCCGAGGGCGCAAGAAACAAAACUCCCAGUCUCAACAUUCAAGAAGGUCUUGUCGAGUCGAGCACAGACAACUUCAAAGCGGAGCCGCGAUUCCCCGAAGCCGAGCUGAUUUCAGCCAAUCAGAUUCAAGAACCCGCCCCGGGUUUGUCUGAGUCCGGUGGCGUUCAGAUGAAGAUCCCCGGUUCGUCUCUCUCUGGGCCUGACUUGGCUUUCUUUGAGCUGGAACCGUUCUUCUCGUGCUGGGCUCCGGACGAGGGCUCGACAGCGCCGCCCUGUGGGUCAGUCAGGGGAAACGCAUCCACGCAGAAGACUUUUAGUGGAGAAAGAAGACCAGCGAAAGGCCAGCCGCAGCCCAGGGCUUCACAAGGUCUGUCUUCCAUCCAGAUCCAGGCGGUUCACUCCAGAUGGACUCCAGCCGCGAUGAGAAACACACACUCUCUCCCCAACAACACAACACAGCAACAAACACACGCAAACAUCCACGACCUGACUCUGAGCCCCUCCUCCGCCCCGUCCACCAGCGCGGCUUCAAACCAAAUGUUCCAGUUCCUCACCACCCCCCCACGGCAAGGCGGGAAAAAGUUCAUCUGCAAAGUCUGCGGCAAACCCUUUCCCGCGCUUUGGAACCUGUCCAUCCACCAGAGAGUGCACACGGGGGAGCGGCCGUUCAAGUGCGACACGUGCGGCAGACGAUUCGCCGAAGCGGGGAAUCUGAAAAAGCACCAGCGAGUUCACACCGGGGAGAAGCCCUACAGCUGCAACCAGUGUGGGAGGAGCUUCGCCUGGAUCUGUAACCUGAAGAAGCACCAGCAGUCGCCCUAUGGUUGUGUGCAGCAGCAGGCUAGGGCUUAA
Molecule: messenger RNA, 933 nt
Organism: Knipowitschia caucasica
Lineage: Eukaryota; Metazoa; Chordata; Actinopteri; Gobiiformes; Gobiidae
Source: the annotation of a GenBank genome assembly